Messenger RNA from Fragaria vesca subsp. vesca, 1338 nucleotides. Its product is annotated as phospholipase A1-IIgamma-like. Gene Ontology annotation, molecular function: glycerophospholipid phospholipase A1 activity. The coding region runs from base 22 to 1338 and encodes 438 amino acids. NCBI's taxonomy places the organism in Eukaryota, Viridiplantae, Streptophyta, Magnoliopsida, Rosales, Rosaceae. The transcript is spliced from 2 exons. Gene Ontology annotation, biological process: lipid metabolic process. The record is from RefSeq and is a predicted model, not a curated record.
AGUCACAUAAUCUCCUUCAAAAUGCGUUCUAAGUUUUUCCGAGGAGUGGAUAUAAAGAAGGCGGUAAGACUCAUCGUCCCAACAAGAAUGUUUGGUCAGAAGAAUUCGGAAAACAUGGAUACCAUUAUUAGCAAGCACAGCAUUGUGAAAAGAUGGAAGAAACUAAGCGGCGAAAACAACUGGGAAGGCCUAUUGGAUCCCCUCGACAUAGAUCUCCGAAAGUACAUAAUUCACUACGGAGAAAUGGCUCAAGCUACAUAUGAUGCCUUCAACACAGAGAGGGCAUCAAAGUUUGCAGGAAGCAGUAGGUAUGCUAGGAAGAGCUUCUUCUCGAGAGUUGGUUUAGAGAAGGCCAAUGCAUUUAGGUACAAUGUGACCAAGUUUUUGUAUGCAACUUCACAAAUUCAAGUGCCAGAAGCAUUUAUCGUCAAGUCUUUGUCAAGGGAAGCUUGGAGCAAAGAAUCGAAUUGGAUAGGGUAUGUUGCUGUGGCCACAGAUGAGGGGAAGGCUUUGUUGGGCAGGAGGGAUAUUGUGAUUGCUUGGAGAGGUACUGUUCGGUCCUUGGAGUGGGUUAAUGAUUUGCAUUUUAGUAUGGUUUCUGCUUCAAAUAUACUAGGUGAGGAGGCUGAUGCUAAGGUGCACCAAGGUUGGUACUCCAUCUAUACUUCCGAUGAUUCGCAUUCCCCUUUCAACAAGACCAGUGCCAGAAACCAGGUUCUUGCUGAGGUGAGCAGACUAGUAGAGCAAUACAAAGAUGAGGAAAUCAGCAUAACCAUAACAGGACACAGUUUGGGAGCAGCAAUUGCAACACUCAGUGCAGUUGACAUUGUUGCCAACGGUAUCAACAAACCGAAAGACCAGACAGCAAAUAAACUCUCAUCAUGUCCAGUAACAGCCUUUGUCUUUGCUUGCCCUCGCGUGGGAGACUCAAACUUCAAGAAACUCUUCUCUAGCUACAACAACCUCCGAGUCUUGCGAGUUAGCAACGCACUUGAUAUUGUCCCCAACUAUCCAUUUCUAGUAGGCUAUUCCGAGGUGGGAGAAGAGCUGGGAAUCGACUCACGAAAGUCGAGCUACUUGAAGAGCCCCGGAAGCGUGCUUAGUUGGCAUAACUUGGAGGGGUAUUUGCAUGGAGUUGCAGGAACACAAGGGAGUAAGGGAGGGUUCAAGUUGGAAGUGAAGCGUGACAUAGCACUGGUUAACAAAAGCCAUGACGCUCUCAAGGAGGAGUAUCUUGUGCCGGUUUCUUGGCGUUGCGAGAAGGACAAGGGGAUGGUUCAGAUGGAAGAUGGCUCUUGGCAGCUCAUGGAUCAUGAGGAGGAGGAUUUUGAUGAUUGA